Molecule: messenger RNA, 2064 nt
Organism: Daldinia decipiens
Lineage: Eukaryota; Fungi; Ascomycota; Sordariomycetes; Xylariales; Hypoxylaceae
Exons: 3
Coding region: 607-2064 (485 amino acids)
Biological process (GO): signal transduction
Molecular function (GO): protein binding
Source: RefSeq, a predicted model, not a curated record
GUAGAAUAGUGUACACAGGGAAGGAGGGACAGGGAUGGAGGGACUACCAGGAACAAGAACUUAAGGAAUUGCGAGCGGGACCAAGGCAAAGCGCUGGGCUUUCUACAACCUCGAAUCAAUUCGUUAUUAGCAACCUCCAAAGUCUCCAAGUCCGCACUGCAAAUAACAGCCAACUCUAGUCUCUCCUCUCCGACUUGUCCUCCAAAACCAACACUGUCCCCGACUUAUACAGUAGUACUGCAAGGGUUUUCGUCCGUAGUAAACAAUUCCCCAUAACUCCUGUUUCCGAUAGCUGUUUCGACACAUCGUUGUAUUAUAUUAAGGUGGACUCUUCCCGGGUUGUUACUAGGAACAAAGUCUUUGAUAGCUCCUUGUCGAUUAGGCGCGCGGGUUUAUAAUUCUCGUCUUUGAACCCUUUUAGACCCUGUUCGACAGAGAGAAAGAGAGCGGAAAAGAAAAAGGAGGGAGGGGUCUGGGAGUUACAAGAAAGAAGCAAAGAGAGUUUUUGAAACGUGGAAACGUGGGAGACGAUAUAACCUAAAUAACGCCACAGUCUCAAAUUGAUUCUUGCUAUUUUGCCUUGCUUUGCUUUAGCAAGCGCCGACGAUGAACUUCGACUCAGGCACCGCCUAUGCGGAAUCCGACGCCGACGAUGAGUACGAGAGGAGCCUCCAUACCAGUUCACCCGUCCUCGCCACCGAUUCUGAGAUCUCCCCGACCGAUUCCGAUGGCCGAUCCUCUACCGAGCACACGCCUACGACCUACGGACAACCCAGUAGCGCCGACAGGUUGCCCGAAACCAUAAUAUCCGAAUGGGACGCCGAUGAGUGUGCCGAUUUUAUUGCUAGUAUAGGAUUACAGCAGUAUUCAGAUCGAUUUCUUGAGAACGAGAUUGUGGGCGAAGCCUUAGUGGCUCUGCUACACGAUGACCUCAAAGCUAUGGGAGUAGCUAGUGUCGGCCACCGCUUAACGAUACUUAAGAGCGUAUAUGAUGUAAAAAAGGCACAGGACGUUCCUAUAGAGAGCGACCACUAUGUACCACUUUCUGCCGAUGCCGAAGCCCAAUACGCUACCGCAACCCUUAAAGACAUCAAAAACCUUGUCGAGCAGCUACGACUUCGAGACGAAAGGAUGAGCUUCCUGGAGCAGGACUUGCGACGGAUGACCGAGGAUUUCAGAAGGCUGCGCGAAGAUAUGCUGCCAGCUUUGCGCCUUGCUAAAGACGCGCAGCAGCCUCUACCACAUGUAUCAAACAACCAAGGAGGCUACGGCUACGAGACUUCUACGGUUUCCCCUCCCGCUCCUACCUCUGCAUCGAAUCAAUCGGCCGGCGGUAUUAAACGUCAAUAUUCCACUAAGAAGAUUGUUCUUGGUACGAAUCCCAAGAGCGUAUCCCCCACUCACUUACAGACCACUCACGAGCGGCCCUCUGUAGAACAAACUCUAGACCCCGCGGGUGCUGCCGAGAGGGCUGUUAUGUCAUCAUCACUUCUGACUGCGAUGAAUGGCUCCGGCCAGGCUACGUCGCCUGGUUAUUCUCCGAAUAUGCCCUCGCCCACCUCACCUCCAAAUCUAGGCAGCGCCACCCUCGGUUCCCGGUCAUACCGCUCUGACGACAGGCAAACGCCAUCUAACCGCACCACCUUCUCGGAAAGUGAAUAUGGCCAUAAUUCUAAGCAACCCAUCGCGCCGCGGCGAGGACAGACACCAGUACCCGAGACUCCAGGCUCGAAUUCUUCAGUGGAGAUCUUUAAGUCGUUUAGGGUUAGUAUGGACGAUCCUUGCUACAAGGUCCUCCCAGCUGCUCUAAAGAAAUAUCAGAUCAACGCGCCAUGGGACCAAUACGCGCUGUAUAUUGUGUAUGGUGACCAAGAACGUUGCCUGGGUCUGCACGAGAAGCCAUUGAUCCUUUUUAAGCAAUUGGACAAGGAAGGAAAGAAACCAAUGUUCAUGUUACGGAAAACCAAUACUGCACAAGCGGACGCCGAAACACCUGGGAGCGCUGGUCUGAAUACAGGCGACUUAACAGGAGUUCAGUAUAAUCCUCCCGGCGGGAUCAUAUGA